Penicillium canariense is the source of this 681-nucleotide messenger RNA. RefSeq names its product Acyl-CoA N-acyltransferase. Gene Ontology annotation, molecular function: acyltransferase activity, transferring groups other than amino-acyl groups. Bases 1 to 681 code for a protein of 226 amino acids. Lineage: Eukaryota; Fungi; Ascomycota; Eurotiomycetes; Eurotiales; Aspergillaceae. The transcript is spliced from 3 exons. The record is from RefSeq and is a predicted model, not a curated record.
AUGGCAGUGGAAGUUGUCUCCUUAACCGAGGCAGAUAUUCCAGGUGCUAUCCAGGUGAUUCAGCAAGCCUUUGCCGAUGACCCAUAUUUCAAGUGGGUUUUUGAUGCGCGCUCGUUCAACACGCAAAGAAACUAUGGCUCCCUGGCCGCCCGCUGCCGUUGGGGCAUAAACAACGCCAUAUUCCAAGUCGCCAAAGAUACCAGCGCCGCCUCGCCGGCCAUUCUCGGCGUCUCAUGCUGGCUAGCGCCGCACCCACCGACCCAGCCUGCAAGCUGGUACUCGUGGUAUCAGUCGUGGGUGCUAUCGUUCCAGCAACUGUUCAACAACAUUCGGUACCGCGGGCACGGCGGGCUGCGCACGCAUCGGUACUGGAUCUGGAAAGAACGACAGCAGGAGGCGCAGGCGCAAAUUUGGGAUGAUCCGCGCGGCUAUUACUUUUGUAAUAUUGUGGCUGUGAGUCCUGAGGCGCAGGGGAAGGGGGUGGGGAGGAUGCUUUUUGAGGCAGUUACGAAGCGUGCGGAUGCGGAGGGCGUCAAGUGUUAUCUUGAAAGCUCGAAAUCUGUUCCCAAUGUGCAGAUAUAUGAGCGCAUGGGCUUUGAGAUGAGGAAGGAGAUGGAGUGUAGGGAUGGGGAGGAUGCUUGCAUGCUAUAUUGCAUGGUGCGCAAUCCGAAGACCGAGUAA